CUCGUGUCCCGCCCCCUGUCCCUGUACUGUCCUCUCCUCUCCAGAACGCUGAUGUGUUACUAACUCCAGCUUCAACUCCAACAAAAAUGUUCAAUUUCGGGUCCAAAAUUCUACUGCUGUUCCUCCUGGCCUUCCCCUGCGGGUUAAUAUCCAUCGGCCAUGUCUCUGCAGACCCAGACUCUGCUGAGGACAUCGCUGAGGACACAGAUGCUGCAGUAGAUGAGGAGGAAGAUGAUGAAGAGGUGCUCAUUGAGGAAGAUCAGAUACAACCCUCGGAAGGAGACGAAGACGAUGCUGACGAAGCAGGUGAUAAACAGUUAGCGUCUCACCCUGAUGCCGACACUACCAUCAUCUUUAUGACCGGAGAAGAAUUCCCUGCCAAUGAAAUUGUGAGAUUCCUGGUGGGUUUCACCAACAAAGGAAGUCAGGAUUUCACCGUUCAGUCGCUGGAGGCCUCCUUCCGUUACCCCCAAGACUUCCAGUUCUACAUCCAGAAUUUCACAGCGUUGCCUCUGAGCACUGUCGUGCAGCCCCAGGCUCAGGCCUCCUUCGAGUACUCCUUCAUCCCAGCCCAGCCCAUGGCGGGUCGCCCAUUUGGUCUUGUUAUCCUCCUCAACUAUCUCGACUCUGAGGGCAGCGUGUUUCAGACUGCCAUCUACAACCAGACUGUCACCAUCACUGAGCUAGAAGAGGGACUGGACGGAGAAACGAUGUUCAUGUACAUCUUCCUGACUGGACUGGUGGUCCUGAUGCUCUUUGGGAUGUACCAGGUCCUGGAGACAAGGACGAAAAAGAGACUCCCAGUGAAAAUAGAGAAGGGCACUGGUGGGAUGAGCGAUGUGGACAUCAGCUGGAUUCCUCAGGAGACCCUCAAUGUCAUGAACAAGGCUUCCCCUAAAGCAUCUCCACGGAAACGAACCAAUAGGGCAGCUGGAGCAGAUCAAUAAAAGCCGUCUGUUUCCUUCUAUCAUCAUACUGUCCGUCAGGCUUUCAAAGCUCAUUUCCUCACCACAGUAACCCGACUCUCAUUUACAAUGGAUCAACAUUUCCAGCCCGAGCAAUGUGUUAGAGAUGUCUGUACGGAUCGCAGCCUCUCAUCCUGCUGCACGGCUGGAUCCACGACAACACGGCAUCCUGGACUCUACUGCUCUGAUCAGAACAAGACCAUUUAGACACUAACAGGACUGAACUACAGUUCAUAUUUAAAGGGACUUUUUUAUCAGUAUGUUUGUGUGAAAGGUGAUAAGAGAUGAACCAAUAAGUAAUUAAACUUUUUUGUAUGGAAAAAAAACGAAGGGAUUUUGGUACAAACUGCCCCGCAGAAAGCUAAAGAUAUGCAUUCCUGUUUCAUCUGUUAAAGGAGAUGAAUCCCCCUCCUCUGGAUCAUGUGAACACCACUGUGCCUUAUCUGUGUUAUAUCUGCAGUGCCCUGUGAAGGCUUUACGUUAAAAACAAGUAGAUGUAAUUGAUUCAGAGGUUUCCCACUGAGUUGUUUGUCAGUGGGGCAAAGGCAGCUGCAUUUACAAGCAAUAUUAAAACAGUGUUCUCUGGAGGUUUCUGCAGGUUAGUUUACCUGGAUUAUUUUUUUCACCUGCUGUUGUGAUGUAACCGUUCUUGGUGGAGCAGUCUGUCAAACUGCUAGUUUUGGAAAAAAAUAUGUUUUCAAAAACAAUAAAAGGGUGAACAAAAUAUA
Messenger RNA from Epinephelus lanceolatus (giant grouper), 1693 nucleotides. Its product is annotated as translocon-associated protein subunit alpha-like. Gene Ontology annotation, cellular component: endoplasmic reticulum; endoplasmic reticulum membrane. The record is from RefSeq and is a predicted model, not a curated record. NCBI's taxonomy places the organism in Eukaryota, Metazoa, Chordata, Actinopteri, Perciformes, Serranidae.